Solea solea (common sole) is the source of this 6634-nucleotide messenger RNA. RefSeq names its product granule associated Rac and RHOG effector protein 1-like. The record is from RefSeq and is a predicted model, not a curated record. The coding region runs from base 1487 to 4840 and encodes 1117 amino acids. Gene Ontology annotation, biological process: Rac protein signal transduction. Lineage: Eukaryota; Metazoa; Chordata; Actinopteri; Pleuronectiformes; Soleidae. Gene Ontology annotation, molecular function: CCR4-NOT complex binding. The transcript has 14 exons.
CUUUACUUCGCGUGUACUAUCAUUUUCCUUGUGUUUUACUGAAGGUGUUCGGUUUAAUCCUGGUUGACGCAGCACUAAUUAUUGUGGCUCUUCACUGGAUAAGCAGCGGGCUGCUCGCAUUACCUUGUGUUUCUGUCGUGUCGCAGAGAGCUAGCUGGGCAGCUAAGGCUAGCUUUUCCCUGCUAUGUAGCUAGCCUGCUUAGAAACACCGAUGCGUCCAUCAUCGGACAUAUCUCACUCUGACAUGGUUAUUGCUGUUUAUCAUUCGUACUUGAAACCUAUACUGUCAGUGAGAUAUGCGGCCAAACAUCCACAGAGACAGACGCAUGUGCAUGUGAAAUUUGUGUGCAAAUACAAGCUUAAAUGUUGGUGUAUGGACUAAUUUGAUGCCUAGUGGUGAAAGCGCAUCCGCUUAGGGUGGUGAAGAGGCAGCAGCAAUUGGCGGUGUCGUCUAUUUCUGCUUACGCUGUCAUUGGCUUGUAUGUGUGGAUGAUGCUUUGGACUGAUCCUCGUCCUGACAGCAGACAGUCGUGACGGUGCCGGUAACCGACGAGUAGGAAAUGACCUAGAGGCCUUACAGAUACAUUUGUGCUUUUGUCGCUCCAGUCUGGACCUGUGGAGAACAGCGAGACCUGGAAGCGUGCUUGUUUCCCCAGUGAGUAAUAUCUACCUCAGCCAGAAGACAGGGGGAGACCAGGAAGCUGCUGGAGACUUUAGACAGACAGACGGAGCUAUCAGCUGGUCACUUGCUCACUGCCUGGAGAUUCCUGCUUUUAGAGGAGGAUUUGAGACGGACUGGGUCUGUCUGCCCUUCGCCUCCCACUAACUUCUCUACCAGCCAGUGCAAAAGCAAAGCAGAAGUCACAUCCUCUGGUUCCAGCAUUUACUUAUUUGUUUGCUUUGUUCUAUUUUUUUUUAGUUAACUCACUCUGUGCUGUUGACCAGUGACACAUUUUCCUUGGAUUCAUUUUUGGUUUCAGCUUUUAAAAGGAUUUUCUAUUUUUUAUUAGUGCAGACUGGUAUAUGUACAGAUAUCCAAGUAUUUGCAUCUGUAUACUGUAUGAAGAAGGAUUUCUCCCCAUUUGAAGGAAAGUGAAUUACUGUAACACUUAAAAUUUGGCUGUAGGUGUGAUUUUGCCUUUCCUCCCGUAUUAUGAGAAUUUUGUUUGACGCUGGAAACGUGGAAACUGGUGGUGCGUCUGUGCUGUUUUUUAUACUGGGCCUGACAAAUCUGCAGCAGGACUGCAUGUAACAUUUCUCUCAGCCUGCCAGUUUUUUUCCAUCGCCCUCGGACCUCACCUCUCCCUGUGCUGCUGCUCCACCAGGCACACUGCGAUGAGCUUCUGGCAGGUGGAAUCCUUAGGCUGUCUUUUUACGUAACUUGAACAGUUUAAGGAUUGUUUGGUUUGUUCUUUUGUAAAGAGGACAAGAGCACUUAGUUGGGAAAAACAAAAUAAAAACAGCUUCCGGUGCUGUUGCACCACUUAUGUAUUGUUGCAGUGCGCAGGAAAGUAAAAUGGACUACAAGCGUCGCUUUUUGCUCGGCGGGUCCAAGCAGAAAGUGCAGCAGCACCAGCAGUACCAAAUGCCUGAGCUGAGCCGGACCCUGAGCGCCUCCCUGGCCUCCUCCUGUUCGGCCUCUUCACCCAUGGGCACAGGUGUGGGCAUGCCUGGCAGCUGCCACCCUCCGCCUUCUGCUGCCACCACUGCAGUUGCAGACAUCCAGCAAGGCAUCUCCAAGUAUUUGGAUGCCCUCAAUGUAUUCUGCCGGGCCAGCGCCUUCCUCACAGACCUGUUCAGCAGUGUGUUCAGGAACUCUCACUAUUCCAAAGCAGCUAUGCAACUGAAGGACGUGCAGGAACACGUCAUGGAGGCGGCCAGCAGGCUGACUGCAGCAAUAAAGCCUGAGAUUGCCAAGAUGCUGAUGGAGCUGAGCUCUGGUGCCGCAAAUUUCAAAGACCAGAACGACUUCAGCCUGCAGGAUGUUGAGGUACUGGGUCGGUGCUUCCUCACCGUGAUGCAGGUCCACUUCCAGUUUCUAUCGCAGGCUUUGCAGAAGGUCCAACCUGUGGCUCAGUCCUGCCUAGCAGAGGCUCUUGCCCAGGCCCAGGAACGUUGUGCCAACACCCGCUCCCAGAGCUCUGACCUCGGGCCCCUCACAGAGCUGGAGGAAGCCUCCCGCUCAUGGAAAGGUGCAGCUGAGGCUACGACAAGGCUUAGAGAGAGGGGCCGGGACGGCUGCCUGGCAGGCAUCCAGGUUCAGCAGCUCUUCUGCUCCAACAAUACCACCAUCCCUGAGCACCAGCUGAAAGAGCUCAACAUGAAAAUUGACAAUGCUUUACAGGCCUACAAAGCAGCACUUGAGAGCCUGGGCCAUAGUGAGUAUGCGCUAAAGGCCGGCUUUCAUCUUAGCCCCAAAGCUGUGGAGGAAGCUUUACAGGGCUGCUGCAGUGAGGCGGAGGCCCAGCAGGCAGGGAGGAUACAGACCACCUCCCAGCCUAUCCAGUGUGAGCUUCCCACAAUCCCUGUGCAGAUCGGUUCACAUUUCCUCAAAGGAGUAUCCUUCAACGAGUCGGCGGCUGAAAACCUCAAACUGAAAACGCACACGAUGCUGCAGCUCAUUAAGGAGGCAUUGGGCCAGAACGGGGUGACCCCCAGGGACGACUCUCCAGUCACAGAGGUCCUCAACCAUGUCUGCCCAUCCAGUUGGAGAGGAGCCUGCAAGACAGCUGUCCAGCUGUUGUUUGCCCAGGCUGGUCUGGUGGUUGUUGAUACUGCUCAGAUUGAGAACAAGGAGGCCUAUGCUCCGCAGAUCACACUGGAAGGCUCUAAAGUGGUCGUCCAAGUACCUUCUACAUGGUGUCUGAAAGAGGACCCAGCUACCAUGUCCUUGUUGCAGCGGAGCUUGGACCCAGAGAAGACUCUUGGUCUUGUUGACAUGCUCUACACAGCUGUGUUUGACAUCAACAGGUGGAAGGAGGGAAAAGAGCAGGCCUUGCCUACUAUUCAGAUGCAGCUGCAGCGGGAGAGUCCAGACUAUGGUGCCCAUGUAGACCUGCCUCCAGGCACCAGCACCAAGUCCUCCAGCGGAUUGCCCAAAACAAUAUCCAAGCUGACUUCCAAGUUCACCAAGAAGGUCUCAUCCAGCUUGAAUAGUGGUGGCAGUUACUCCAUCCCCAGCACCCCGUCUCGCAGCAUGCUAACAGCUAGUAGCUCUGAGGAAAAGACCAAGAGCCUGGGCCAUAGUGAUGGGAGGCUCCAGAGUAUCCUGCAAAUGGGAAGCCUGUCCUGCGCCACUGACCCCACACUGCAAGGCCAGCUGGCCAACGGCUUGCUGUCUGAGGACCAGGGCAUGAACUUGCCCACUGACCAAGAGAUGCAGGACGUCAUCGACUUUCUCUCAGGAUUUAACAUGGGUAAAUCUCAGCAGGCCUCGCCCCUGGUCAAGAGGAGAAACUCUGUAGCGUCUGCAAACCCGGCUGAGCUGAAGCCACCGAGUGGACCGCCGCCAACAUCCCAGUCCAUCUCUCACAGUGCCCUGCAGCCUCAAGCUCAGACGAUGCCCCAGCCUCAGCCUCCACUAGUGCAGAAGCAGCAGCCUCAACCGCAACCACAGCCACCUCCUCCGCAGCAACAACCCCAGCAGCAGCAGCCACCCCCUCCUCCACCUCAGCAGCCCUCCCCACAGGCCCUCCAGUACUACCAGCACCUCUUGCAGCCCAUCAGUCAGCAGCAGCCACCUCCUCCUCAGCAGACUCCACCACAGGUCCUGCCCCAGCAGAGAGUUCCAAGCAAAUGGCUCGGCACGUCUGGGCAACAACCUGCGCCGCAAGGCCCCCCAGCAGGCCUGUCACCUCUGGGUCCCAUCGGGCAGUGGGCAUCUCCUGGACUGCCAGAUCUGAGCUCAGACUUGUAUAGUCUGGGUCUGGUCAGCACUUACAUGGACAGUGUCAUGUCAGAGAUGCUUGGUCAGAAGCCACAGGGGCCUCGCAACAACACCUGGCCCAACAGGGACCAGAGUGAAGGAGUGUUCGGAGUCCUGGGAGACACACUGCCAUUUGACCCAGCAGUUGGCUCUGACCCAGAGUUUGCACGAUACGUUGCUGGCGUCAGUCAGGCCAUGCAGCAGAAACGGCAGGUGCAGCACAUCCGUCGCCCCAGCAACACACGCAGCAACUGGCCAAUGCCUGAUGAGCAGCACAGGACCUGGUCCCACCCUGAGUAUUACAGUGAAGGUGAGGCCAUGAACAGCAGCUGGUCGGCCAAUCAGGGCGACUCCGCGAGCUCCAGCGACGAGACUUCCUCAGCCAACGGUGACAGUCUGUUCUCCAUGUUUUCUGGGCCAGAUCUUGUAGCAGCAGUGAAACAAAGGAGAAAACACAGCUGUGGCGAACCAGAGGUGUGCACUCUGCCCUCACCACCACUUCAUCACACCAGUGAUGAUAGCCAGGACAGCAAAACAAAAACCUGGCCUCCCAAAGCACCGUGGCAGCACUCCACCCACACCCACACCCACGCACACACCAACACCAACACAAACACCAUGCCCAAUCCCAGCUCUUCCUUGUACCAGAUGAACAUCCCCCCUUCCUCCCAGUGGAGCGACUCCAUGCAGAUGCUGCAGUCUCCCGUGUGGUCCACUGCCAGCGACUGCUCCCCCUCCACUGGCAUCUCCUCUGGUUUUCCCUUCACCCAGCAGCAGCAGCAGCAGCAGCAGCAGCAGCAGCAGCAGCAGCAGCAACAGCAGCAGCAGCAGCAGCAACACAAACCCAUGACUAAGGGCUUUAAAUCCUUCCCCCUCAAACAUGAGCACAGGCCCUCCUACCUUCACCAGUACUGACCAAUCUGUCGACGGUUAAGUGCCAUGGAACGACCUGUAGCUCCUGUUCAAUGAGCCACUGAGUGGGCCGCGCUGCAGCCUUCACACUCGACACCCACUGAAUUGGAAGAUUUCAAAGCCUCAGAGGCAAAUUUAAGUAAACACACUGGCUUAACAUUUUUUUCUAUCUGUAUUUUUCCACAUCAAACAUCAAACAUCGCCCCCCAUUUGAGAAAAAAAAAGAAAAAGAAAAAAAGAGAGGUAUUUUGAAGUUUUUCCAACUGCCAUGCUUUAACUGGGAGAGGUGCAUGUGUCACACUGGCAGCAGUUAGUCUGGUGAUCUUUUCUCUGUUUGUUGAGCCGGCGUCUCCUCAGACAAGAGCGGGAUACAUGCAUGGCCGUCACCCACUUGCUUCUGCAGCUGAACGUGUGUGUGUGUGUGUGUGAGAGUGUGAGUGUGAGAGAGGAGGGGAUUACGAGGGGCAGGGGCUUGAAAUGCCCUCAUUUUGCCCCGUAAUGAAUAUACUGUGUCUACAAUAGCUGUGACUGCCAAAUCUCGUGUAAAGAUGACUCAGAAUACAGCUACCAUCUACUGUUUCAUAGCUUGUAAAAUACUGAAGUUGAAAUAUAAAUAUUUAGUUCUUUUUAUUAAGAGGCUUUGAGCAGGCUCAGCGUAAAAUAUAGUAAGUCACUGCGGAGGUGUCGUCGUUUGAAAAGGAAUACACUACUUUUUUCUUUUUUGUUUCUCAACAACUGACCAGAGUUUAGAGUUAUAGCAGUAAUUAUGUGCCAUGUUGGUAUUGAUAGCACUUGCAGGAUAUAAUUUCCAACCAAAGCGUUGCCGAGAAGAUGAAUGGUGCUGAAGAAACAGACGGGACAUUAUCGAUAAAACAGUGAAGUUCCACGCCCUGCUGGCUGAGAUCAUUAGGGAGCGUCUUCACACCUGUUCAUUUCCUCCUCUUCUAAUUGGCAGUUGAUUGCUUCAGAAUUGACACUAAUUCCCAUGAACCUAACGUUUUUUUUCUUCUGUUUAAUAAUACAAUAUUUUUCUUGUACAAUUAUUGACAGUAUUAAUCUUAUUUUUGUAUUUUCUUACAUGUUAUACCAUUACUGUAUGUUAGUAUUCUUGUAGCCAUUUUACAUGAAACAUUAUUUUCCACCUCCCAAUAUGUGAAAAAAAGCACAUUUUUUUCCUACAGAGUUGAACUACACCAUCGAUCUAUAAAGGUUACCAAAUAUGCCAUGCUCAACACUAAACCAGUGUGUGAUGAGGGUGUUUUUCGAGCCCUUGUUUCUUUGGUUUCUAUGGCAAUGGGCUGCAUUUACGAGCCCAGAAUGUUAUCUUUUUGUGAUGUUUGCGGAUGCCAAUGUUGCCUGUAUUUAUGAAAUGACACCAUGUUUUCAGAAAACUAACAUACUUAACAUGUUUACAGAGAAUUGUUUGCUGUAUAUACAUAUAAAUAUAUAUCUUUUUAUAGUUAAUGUGCUUUGCACAAUCAAGAUAUAGGGUUUGUUGCUUUUUGUCUGUGUUAUCUCCCUCUAACUGUUGCAGCCUUUUUUAAAGACAUCAUUACAGACCUUGGACUGUAACUGUUAGCUUCUCAGCUGUGUCAUAUGGUUUACUAGUGGCUUCUAUAAAAGAUUUAAAAAAGAAAAAAAGAAAAAAAAGGAAUAAUAAAAACAUGUUGCCCUGAUGGAAGAUAUGAAGGGGGGGCUGCUCGGCUUAUGUUGCUUAUUGUUCUCUUGAGCUGGCAACUGAAUCUUUCCAAGUGUACCAGCAAAGCAAAAAAUGAAUAAAAAUUACUAGCAAUUCAA